AUGAGUUUAAUACAUACGCCAAUCAUGAAUGACCGUUUGAAUAAUAUUGAUAAUCCUAAUCAUCAUAUGAGAUCUCAUAGUUAUACCGAGUUGCUUCAAGAAGCAAGGAAAUCGGUAGUUACAAGACAUAUAAAUAAGAGAUCUUAUAGUGAUGAUUUAUCAUCAACCCCCAGAAAAAGAUCUAGAACUGCUCCACCUUCUCCGCCGUACGAAUCAUUCAACGUUACUUGUGCAACCACCACGAAUAAUUCACAAUCUCCAUUACCUGAACUUCAUCCGACAAGAUUGCUGCUGUUUGAUCAACAUAAUAACACCCUUGCGGCAAAUCCCGGAUCUGCCAGAUCUAGGUCUCUAUCUCCAGGUAAACGAUUCGUUAACCCAUUAUCACCAUCAAAUUCUCCAAAGUCAUCUCCAGUCAUUAUCUCAGCACCACCACCAUUGGAGACCAAAGCACCCGAGCAAGAACAAGAGCAAGAAGAGGAAGAAAAGAUUCGAUUACCUAGUAUUGCAGCCGCAUUAAAUUCCGCACCAAUCACCCCCAGAGCUCCAAUUAAGUUGAAACCAAUCACCCCAACUGUUUCAUUGGAUUAUUUUGAUACCUAUAAACCAAAUGAUGAAAAUUGGAGAUAUGAAUUGUUGGAUAAGAUAACUAAAGAAUCUCGAGCAUUUAAUAUUAAUCAAUAUAAUUAUCUUAAUAAGUAUGCAACUCGUGCAGCAUCUACAUCAUCCACAGUCACAUCAUCAGCCACAAGGGAUAGUUCAGUUGUCACUACAAAUACUAGUGCGACGACUUCAAUCACAUCUCCAAGUAAACCAAACUUUGAUUCAAGGAUAAGUUCAAAGCUUAUAAACAACAAGACAACAUUAUUACCUAAGAUGAAUUAUGAUGAACGAAAAAUCAAUUUCCCAUAUGAAUCAAAUUAUACUUAUUUGAAUCAAACUUAUUUAAAUGAUGUUAAGAUGUAUCCUGAAUAUUUAGAAUUAGCACAAUCAUUGAUUCAAUUAUCUCGUCGUCCAGAACAACUGAUAUCUUCAUCUCCAACCGAAUCUAAUAUCAAAACUGUUGAGACACCAUUACCAACCCCACGUACUAUAAAUAGAACCGUUCCAAAAACCCAACAACAACAGCAACUUCCACAAUUAUCCCCAAUAGAUUUUGCUACUACUGCUACUACCGUUCAACCACAUGCAUACGGGGAAUAUAAUAGUUAUAACCUUGCAACAUCUCCAGUGAUUUCAAGCUAUGUAACACAACCAACUUCAUACUAUCCAACCCCUACCACCGCCACCAGUCUCCCACCAAUUUCUUCAAUCAAAACAACAAUGAUGACCCAACAACAACAACAACAACACAAGAUGGUUCCAUUAACUCCACCAUCAUCCUCUCCAUCAGCCAAGCCAAAGUCAGACAUUUUAAAAUCCCCAUCUUCAAAACACCAACAACAUCACUACCACCAUCAUCAUCACAAUACCCCAAGAGUAUGUAUUUCAUGUGGAUCUGACCAAUCACCAUGCUGGAGACCAUCAUGGUCAAUUAAGGAAGGACAAUUAUGUAAUUCUUGUGGGUUGAGAUAUAAGAAGACGUCUGCUCGUUGUUUGAAUUCUCAAUGUAAGAAGAUUCCAGCAAAAGGUGAAUGGGCAUUGAUGCAAAGUAAAGGAAUGGUACAAUUUGGAGAUGGAAUUGAUGGAUAUAGUUGUUUAGAAUGUGGAUGGAGAGUUGAGGUUAAGAAGUGA
This is a messenger RNA of Hemisphaericaspora subhashii, 1734 nucleotides long. It is a transcript of the gene ASH1, whose product is annotated as DNA-binding transcription repressor. Gene Ontology annotation, molecular function: sequence-specific DNA binding; zinc ion binding. Bases 1 to 1734 code for a protein of 577 amino acids. The transcript has a single exon. NCBI's taxonomy places the organism in Eukaryota, Fungi, Ascomycota, Pichiomycetes, Serinales, Debaryomycetaceae. Gene Ontology annotation, biological process: regulation of DNA-templated transcription. The record is from RefSeq and is a predicted model, not a curated record.